Molecule: messenger RNA, 1268 nt
Organism: Raphanus sativus (radish)
Lineage: Eukaryota; Viridiplantae; Streptophyta; Magnoliopsida; Brassicales; Brassicaceae
Product: sec-independent protein translocase protein TATC, chloroplastic
Exons: 4
Coding region: 106-1158 (350 amino acids)
Biological process (GO): intracellular protein transmembrane transport; protein transport by the Tat complex
Cellular component (GO): TAT protein transport complex; membrane
Molecular function (GO): proton motive force dependent protein transmembrane transporter activity
Source: RefSeq, a predicted model, not a curated record
CCAAUCGUUCUCUGAGGCUCUUGGAAGCAAGCAAGCAAAGCCAACAAGAGAGGAUUGUAUCUGGGAUUGAAGAAGACAAGACAUAGAGAUAGAGAGAGAGAAGCGAUGGGCAGCACAAGCACGGCUUCUGCUGCUCUAUUUCACCAUUUCCAGCUCACCAGUAUCAACCUGGAUUCCCCUAGAAAGCCUCCGUACAACACCGUGAGUUUCAGCAAUUCGUGGAAGGAAAGUGGACCCCGACACGGUGUGACGCGACGCCGUAGCCAAAGGUUAGACCCGGUGGUCCGCUUUUCAGCUUUCGGUGAAAAUUCCGGAGACUCACCUACGGAAACCACUCCAGGCGUUGGCUCUGCUCUUGAAGACAGACCAGCUGUGGAAGAUGCGUCCUUUGAGCAAGAAGACAAAACAAGUUCCAUCUAUGGAUUUCUUUAUCCAGAUAAAGAGGAGCUCCCUGAUGACAAAGAGAUGACUAUAUUCGAUCAUCUUGAGGAGCUCCGUGAGAGAAUAUUCGUCUCGGUUUUAGCUGUGGGAGCUGCAAUCUUGGGAUGCUUCGCCUACUCCAAAGAUCUAAUCGUGUUUCUCGAAGCUCCCGUCAAAACACAAGGUGUACGGUUUCUGCAGCUAGCUCCAGGCGAGUUUUUCUUCACAACUUUAAAGGUCUCGGGUUAUUGUGGGCUUCUACUAGGGAGUCCAGUGAUACUGUAUGAGAUUAUAGCUUUUGUACUUCCUGGUUUGACACGAGCUGAGAGAAGGUUUCUGGGGCCAAUUGUGUUUGGUUCCUCCUUGUUGUUCUAUGCUGGACUUGCCUUCUCCUACUGGGUUUUAACCCCUGCUGCCUUGAAUUUCUUUGUCAACUACGCUGAAGGUGUGGUUGAAUCUCUCUGGUCUAUCGACCAGUACUUUGAGUUUGUACUUGUGCUUAUGUUCAGCACCGGCCUGUCUUUCCAGGUUCCAGUAAUUCAGUUACUCCUGGGACAAGUAGGGGUGGUGUCGGGAGAUCAAAUGCUUUCAAUAUGGAGAUAUGUAGUGGUGGGUGCGGUGGUUGUAGCAGCUGUGGUCACGCCCUCGACAGACCCUGUCACUCAGAUGCUCCUAGCAACACCGCUUCUGGGCCUCUACUUGGGUGGUGCUUGGAUGGUCAAGCUCACAGGUCGGUGAAGAACUUGGCUGUUCAAAGAAAGACAAAAAAAAAUCAUGUGUAUCUUGUAGAGUAUAUCACUUUUCCAUGCAAGAAACCACAGUUUGGUAUCUAAAGCGUUUAUCUGAAA